Lagopus muta (rock ptarmigan) is the source of this 4083-nucleotide messenger RNA. RefSeq names its product two pore segment channel 1 (gene TPCN1). The coding region runs from base 537 to 2990 and encodes 817 amino acids. The transcript has 27 exons. Lineage: Eukaryota; Metazoa; Chordata; Aves; Galliformes; Phasianidae. The record is from RefSeq and is a predicted model, not a curated record. Gene Ontology annotation, molecular function: voltage-gated channel activity; monoatomic ion channel activity. Gene Ontology annotation, biological process: monoatomic ion transport; transmembrane transport. Gene Ontology annotation, cellular component: endosome membrane; lysosomal membrane.
GGACGGAAUCGCGGCGCGGCGGCGGCGGCGGCGGCGGGGCCCGUAGCGGUACGGGUACGGGUACGGGUACCGGUACCGGCGGCAGAGGCCGGGACGCAGCAGCUCGGUUUCGAGUGCUGCUCGCGGGGCGGCGGAGCGGCUCGAGCCCGGCGGGAGGUGUGGGCCGGCCGUGACCUCGCGGGGACGCGGCGCUGUCGGGGCCCGUCCUUACCGCGCUUUGCUCCUCUCGGAAAGCCGACGCCGUGCCGCCCGGCCCGGCCUGCCAUGCUUAGCGCCCCGCGUCCGGCUCCACGCCCGGCCGUCCCGUCCUCGUGGCACCGCGCCGUCCCGUGAGCGGCCGGGCGUGGGAACCGCGCUGCAGCGUCCGGAGCCUCGGAAGGGCGGGGAUGAGGGAGUGCGGCUCCGCGUUCCGGCGGCUGCGGGAGAGCCCCGAUGGGAGCCGUAACGGGAAAGAGAUCUGACGGAACCCAGCCGUGCGCGGAGGUGGAAAAGGCCUCGUUCGAACCGCUCGGGAAACGAGCUUCGGGAAGACGGGGAUGGCCGUCAGCAUGGAUGACGACGUCCCGCUCAUCCUCACCCUGGAUGACGGCGGCAGCGGCGCCUCGGCCCCGAGGGACAGCACGGAUCAGGAGGAGCUGCCUGGCCAAAAUGGAGGUAGCUAUGACAUUAUUAACGAUGCAUCCAGCCCUGCUGCAGGGGACUGCUGUGCACAGCAGAGCUCUGCCCAACACAACUGGGAAAUGAACUACCAAGAGGCAGCAAUCUACCUCCAGGAAGGAGAAAAUAAUGAUAAAUUCUUCACACACCCCAAAAAUGCCAAAGCACUUGCUGCCUACCUCUUUGCACACAAUCACCUUUUCUACCUAAUGGAGCUGAGUGCAGCGCUGCUUCUUCUGUUGCUGUCUCUCUGCGAGGCACCAGCUGUUCCUAUGCUCCGUCUUGGCAUCUUUGUCCAUGCAACCCUGGAGCUGUUUGCAUUAAUGGUGGUAGUCUUUGAGCUCUCAAUGAAGAUGAGAUGGCUGGGCUUCCACACAUUCAUUAGACACAAGAGGACUAUGGUGAAGACUUGUGUGCUGUUUGUACAGUUCAUAGAAGCCAUCGUGGUGUUGGUGCGCCAGACCUCGCAUGUCCGCAUAACGAGAGCUCUGCGCUGUAUCUUCCUGGUGGACUGCCGCUACUGCGGGGCAGUCAGGAGAAACCUGCGUCAGAUCUUUCAGUCCCUCCCACCAUUUAUUGACAUUCUUCUCCUUCUGCUUUUCUUCAUGGUGAUCUUUGCCAUCCUGGGUUUUUACUUGUUUUCUCCAAAUCACUCGGAUCCCUACUUCAAUACCUUGGAGAACAGCCUCGUGAAUCUCUUUGUACUUUUGACCACUUCAAACUUCCCUGAUGUGAUGAUGCCAUCUUAUGCUCGGAACCCUUGGUCGUGUGUCUUCUUCAUAGUGUAUCUCUCCAUUGAGUUGUACUUCAUUAUGAACUUGCUUCUUGCUGUUGUGUUUGACACUUUCAAUGACAUUGAGAAGAGGAAGUUUAAGUCCUUGCUGCUGCACAAGCGCACAGCCAUCCAGCAUGCCUACCACUUGCUCAUCACCAAGCAGGGGCCACCUGGAAUUUCCUUCAGGCAUUUUGAAGGGCUAUUGCGGUUUUACAAGCCUCGGAUGUGCAGUCGGGAGCGAUAUCUCACUUUUAAAGCACUGAAUCAAGGCAAUACUCCUUUACUCAGUCUGAAAGAUUUUUACAAUUUCUAUGAAGUUGUUAGCUUGAAAUGGAAGGCAAAACGAAAUCGUGAGCACUGGUUUGAUGACCUUCCACGGACAGCAUUCCUUAUUUUUAAAGGCAUCAACAUCCUUGUGAAUUCCCGUCUAUUCCAAUACACCAUGUAUACUGUGGUGGCUGUGAAUGGAAUUUGGAUUCUUGUUGAAACCUUCAUGCUGCAAGGAGGGAAUUUCUUCUCCAGAAAUGUCCCAUGGAGCUACAUCGUCUUCCUCACAAUCUAUGGUGUGGAGCUGCUCCUGAAAACCACUGGACUGGGGCCCGUCGAGUACCUGUCCUCAGGCUGGAAUCUCUUUGACUUCUCGGUCACCCUCUUUGCAUUCCUGGGGCUGAUGGCACUGGCGUUCAACAUGGAGCCGUUCUACUUCAUUGUUGUCUUGCGACCUCUUCAGCUGCUGAGACUCUUUAAAUUGAAGAAACGCUACAGGAAUGUUCUGGACACGAUGUUUGAGCUGUUCCCUAGGAUGGCCAGCCUAGGUUUAACCCUGCUGAUCUUCUACUAUUGCUUUGCCAUCGUUGGCAUGGAAUUCUUUGCUGGUGUGGUCUACCCGAACUGCUGCAACACAAGCACCGUGGCGGAUUCGUACCGCUGGGUGAACCACACAGUUGGUAACAAGACAGUUGUGGAAGAAGGCUAUUACUAUCUCAACAACUUUGACAACAUUUUGAACAGCUUUGUUACACUGUUUGAGUUGACAGUCGUCAAUGAUUGGUACAUAAUCAUGGAAGGGGUGACAUCUGAAACCACCCACUGGAGCCGCCUGUAUUUCAUGAUCUUCUAUAUUGUGACCAUGGUGGUGAUGACAAUCAUUGUGGCAUUUAUUCUGGAGGCUUUUGUCUUCCGCAUGAACUACACUCGGAAGAACCAAGAUUCAGAAGAAGACAAUGGCAUUGUGCUGGAGAAGGAGAUCUCCAAGGAGGAAGUGAUUGGGAUAAUCGAGCUGUACAAGUGGAGUUCAGCUGCCACUGAAAUUUCUCAGCUGCAGAAGAUUGUUUUGCAGAUGGACAAACACGGGCAAGUGUCAACGCUGUUUCUGGGACGCAGAUCAAGGACCAAGAGUGACUUGAGUAUGAAGAUGUAUGAGGAGGAGAUUCAGGAAUGGUAUGAGGAACAUUCCAGGAAAGAGGAAUCCCAGAUACCUUUGCAAGAGUCUGCAUCUGCUUCCCAGAGCUCUCUGAAGCCCCUGAGCCUCCGACAACGUUCCCAGACUGUCAUCUAGGCCUGGCUAGUGCAAGCUGCCUUCUAUGCAAUAACCUAGAGUUCACAGGAUAUAUGUUGGGAUGAUGUAUAUAGAUCUGUUCCAUGUACUGGUUUGCGUUAGGGAUAGAAGCUCUUCCGUUAAGUGCAAAAAAACAGGUGGACUCUGCUACAACCAGACUGAGCACGAUGCUGUGCUCAGCACAGAGUGAUCUUCUGGGCAGAAAUGGAGACCUUCUUCGUCUGAGCUGCUUCCCAAGCUCAAUCCUGCUGUUUGUCUUAGCAGUAACAGACUCUGGGGAAAGGGAUGUGUAAUCCAUUAACAGCAGGAAGUGUGCUGAGGCUACAUGCUUACAAUUUAAAAAAGAAAAAAAAAAAAAAAGGCCCUUUUUGAAGGUCUGCUUCACUUAACCUAGGAAUAAAAGAUCAGGGAGGGAGGCAGUUUUUGCUUGGUGUUUUGUUUUUUGUUGUUUUUUUCCUCUCUGCCCUCCUUUUGCAGAGCAAGAGGAGGUGCUAUGGAACUUCAGCACUAAUGGAGAGCAGCCUUUUCCCUCCUUCUUGGGACACCUGGAUGCAGUCCCUGCAGUAGAUUGAGUUCUGACUGUUGAAUUUAACUGUCCCUGAGCCAUUCUGUGGAAGCUGGUGAGCGGCAGAAAUCUUAUUGCAUUAUGACCAUAGUGGGGACAGAAAUUUAGGGAGACAAACUCUUUGCUGUGGCUGUGCAGUAUCUGCAUCUCUGCAGGUCAGUUAUGCCCACGGCACUGCCUGGGAUCAGAAUCACUUCUGUAAACCCUUUAGCUCUCAUCUUCCUAGGGAAGGGUGAUUCUGCUGGGUGAGCUCCAUCACUUAGCCACCUGCUUGUAGAUGGCAAGACUUUGGCUAGUCAUUAGUUCAAAUAGUGACUGGGAAGGAGAGGACUUUGCAGCUCCAAACCCUUAUUUCUGCUUGGGGCUGCAACUUACAGAGAGUCCAUCAAACAGUACUGCUUGUUGGCCCUCAGGUAGGUCAUUGCUUUGUUUAACAGGAGGGUCAGUCAGCACAGCAGCAUUCCUCCUCCUUUGUUCUCGCCCAUGCAGAACUGUUCCUCAAGCUGGCAAGUGCUGACUGGGUCGGAU